Molecule: messenger RNA, 1715 nt
Organism: Aphis gossypii (cotton aphid)
Lineage: Eukaryota; Metazoa; Arthropoda; Insecta; Hemiptera; Aphididae
Product: alpha-1,3-mannosyl-glycoprotein 4-beta-N-acetylglucosaminyltransferase B-like
Exons: 10
Coding region: 128-1345 (405 amino acids)
Biological process (GO): protein N-linked glycosylation
Cellular component (GO): Golgi stack; endoplasmic reticulum; endoplasmic reticulum-Golgi intermediate compartment
Molecular function (GO): acetylglucosaminyltransferase activity
Source: RefSeq, a predicted model, not a curated record
AAUGAAUUCAAUGUAGGUAAUUCAACAAUAAUUGUUAUCAGUAUUUAUCAGGAUGAUCAAUAUUCAAAAGCUUGAUAUUCUUUUCUUUUGACAAUUAUUUCCUUUAAUGGUUUUCGAAGCGUAGGACAUGGAGACAGACAAAUCAAAAACACGUGUUCUAAUGCGGUUUCACCGGCCCAAGUUCUGUUUUUGGUUAUUCAUCUUUAUAACGUUAUUAUCAUGCUUCACAGUCAUGUUUAUCUUCAUUUCAGAUACCAGAAUUGCAUACGACCACCCUUUGACGACGACGUAUAUGAAGAUGGAAAUGGAAAAGAUCAUAGAACACAUGACCAGAUUGUAUGAACUAAAAGACGGGGAAAUCCAGGAAAUAAUCGAGCAUUUCGGUCCGAUUCUCAAAACGAUCGUGAAGACAUUGAACAUCACCGUUCCUGAAGAUAUUGAGUCCUUAAUGGUCGCAUAUAAGUCUGCAGGAAUGGUCAGUGCGCCGAUGUCACACUUCGACUUGUUUACUUUUUUACCCCACUUGUGGUCCCACGAGGAUUUUUUGAAGCCUUUUAUACUACACUCCAGAGGCAGAAAUGAAGUGUCUAUAGUGUUUGGAAUUCCUACUGUUCGCCGUCAAAAACGGAAUUACUUGAUACAGACAUUGAUUAGCUUCGUAAAGAACAUGAAUCAAACUGAGCAAGAUGAUUCGCUGAUAGUAGUGAUGAUUGCCGAAGUCGAUUUGGAAUAUACGCGACAACUUUCUGAAGAAAUCAAAAAUCGAUUAUCAGAUGCUGUGAACUCAGGCCUCUUGGAAAUAAUUGCUCCGUCCCCGGGAUAUUAUCCGGAUUUAAAAAAUCUUCGCCUUACGCUCGGUGAUUCCGAAGACCGAGUCCGCUGGAGGAGUAAACAAAAUUUGGAUUUUGCUCUUUUAAUGAUGUACUGUCAACCAAAAGGAUCAUUUUAUGUUCAACUUGAAGACGAUUUAAUCGCGAGGCCGCAAUAUCAAAGUUUAAUGAAACAAACUGCUUUGCAAAGAAUAGCCGACGAACAAGAAUGGUUCAUAUUAGACUUUGGUGGACUUGGUUUUAUCGGAAAAAUGAUAAGAAGUUCGGAUUUACCGUGGCUAAUUCAAUUCAUCAUAAUGUUUUAUAACGACAAACCAGGGGAUUGGCUGCUGGAGGGAUUGGUGCAAACAAAAGCUUGUCAUCUUGGAAGAAGUCGUAAAAGUUGUAAGAAUGCUAAAGACGGUAUAUGGGUGAAACACAAUGAAUCUUUUUUCCAGCAUAUGGGAACCUGGUCAUCUUUGGCUGGCAAAAUUCAACUUUUGAAGGCAAAUAAUUUUUAUAAUAAAAGUAUAUAAAAAAAAAUAAUAUGUACUACUCAAAUAAAAUAAGAGAAUUACUUACAACGAAAUACAGGUCACCUGUAGCAGAAAAUCAAAAAGAUCUAAAAACAACGAUGAAAUUAAAAUAACAAAAUUUAUCGUAUAUGAUUACUUGAGUGAAAUAAUUUAUUAGUAUAAGAACAUAUAUUAUUUUGUAUAAACGUAAAAAUGUAUGAACAGUGUUGGUUUAAUUUUACAUAGGCAUAAAGUAAAUAUAUUGUUUUCAUAUUGAUUUAGUUAUUAAAAUCAUUGACAUAAUUACUGAUUAUUUUGAUAACAUUGAAAAGAGUUUUUUUUAAAUGUAGAAAUGUUUGUUAUUCACGAAAAAUAUACGACUGUGUAUCUA